Pistacia vera is the source of this 2470-nucleotide messenger RNA. Its product is annotated as probable LRR receptor-like serine/threonine-protein kinase At1g34110. Gene Ontology annotation, molecular function: protein kinase activity; protein binding; ATP binding. Gene Ontology annotation, biological process: protein phosphorylation. Bases 152 to 2257 code for a protein of 701 amino acids. NCBI's taxonomy places the organism in Eukaryota, Viridiplantae, Streptophyta, Magnoliopsida, Sapindales, Anacardiaceae. The transcript is spliced from 4 exons. Gene Ontology annotation, cellular component: membrane. The record is from RefSeq and is a predicted model, not a curated record.
CAGGAUUUCUCCCUUCUCUCCCCAAUUCCACAACCUACUAUAAUUUUACUACACGGAGACAUAAUAAAAAAAAAUAAAAAUAAAAAUAAAAAAUCUAAUCAAAUAGGUAUGGCAUCUUCAGUAUCUGACUCUCUUCAUUCCAGAACGCAUCAUGCCUAAGAAACAGAAAUUAACAGACAUGGGUAAUUCUGGUUUUGUUUUAUCUUUCCUUGUCUCGUUUACGUUCUCUCUUUUACUCUCAGUUUGUGGAGACACAGAGCUGAGAGCUCUUUUAGAGGUAAAAGCGUCUUUGGACCCAGAAAACAAGCUGUUGAAGUCAUGGACAGAGAAUGGAGAUCCAUGUAGCGGUUCAUUUAAGGGAAUAGGAUGCAACGAGCAUAGGGAAGUGGCAAACAUUUCGUUACAGGGAAAGGGUUUAAGUGGCAAGUUAUCGCCUGCUUUUUCAAGUCUCAAGUCUUUGUCUGGUCUGUACUUGCAUUACAAUAAUUUGUCUGGAGAGAUACCGAAAGAGAUUGCCAACCUCACUCACUUAACUGAUUUGUAUCUGGAUGUCAAUGAUUUAUCUGGGAGUAUUCCUCCUGAGAUUGGGCACAUGACCAACUUGCAAGUUUUACAGCUAUGUUGUAACCAGCUGACAGGGAAUUUGCCUGCCCAAAUACGGUCCUUGAAGAGCCUAAGUGUUCUUACAUUGCAGCAUAACAGAUUAACUGGUGAAAUUCCUACAAGUCUGGGGAACUUGGGGAUGUUAAGCAGGCUUGAUUUGGGCUUCAAUAGCUUCUUUGGUCCAAUUCCUCGAGGCUUAGCACUUAAUCCACGAUUGGAAGUGCUAGAUGUCCAAAACAAUACUCUUACUGGGAUUGUCCCUCCUGGUUUAAAGAGAUUAAAUGGAAGAUUCCAGUGUCAAAACAACCCCGGUUUGUGUGGAGUUGGGUUUGUUUCAUUGAGAGUUUGCACUGCUUUUGAUAAUAUGAACAUCAACCAGGUUGAGCCCUUCGGAUCACAUGCAAACAAUACAGCUUCCAUCGACAUCCCUGAGUCUACAAAUUACCAGGCACAAUGCAAUCAAACACAUUGCUUAAGAUCAUCAAAAUUACCAAAAGUUUUUAUUGUUGCUGGGGUUGUUACAAUCACUUUCACAUUAGCAGUUACCGGAUUUCUGACCCUUUUUCGCUACCGUAGGCAAAAACAAAAGAUUGGGAAUACGAAAGAGUCUUCUGAAGGUAGACUUAGCACAGAUCUGGCUAAGGAGUUGAAUGGGAAUGGUGCCUCUCCACUUGUGAGUCUUGAAUAUAUUCAUGGAUGGGACCCCUUGGGUCAUGGUCUGCAUGGCAGUGGAUUCUACCAAGAGCAACUAAAUAACUUUAGGUUCAACCUGGAAGAGGUUGAAUACGCAACCCAGUGCUUUUCUGAGGUGAACUUAUUGGGAAGGAGCAACUUUUCAUGUGUUUAUAAAGGAAUUCUAAGAGGAGGUAGUGUUGUAGCUAUUAGAAGCAUUAGUGUGACCAGCUGUAAAUCUGAGGAGGCUGAAUUUGUAAAGGGGUUGAACUUAUUGAAUUCAAUAAGACAUGAAAAUAUUGUUAGGCUGCGAGGCUUUUGUUGCUCAAGGGGCAGAGGAGAAUGUUUUCUCAUCUAUGAUUUUAUCCCCAAGGGAAAGCUCUCUAGAUAUCUUGAUGUGGAUGUUGAAACUGGAAACACUUAUGCACUUGACUGGUCCACAAGAGUUUCCAUUAUCCUUGGCAUAGCAAAAGGUAUUGCAUAUUUACAUGGCAGUGAAUUGAACAAGCCUGCCAUAGUUCACCGGAACAUAUCUGUUGAGAAGAUUCUCCUUGACCAGCAGUUCAACCCAUUGAUUGCAGACUGCAGCCUUCAUAAACUUCUUGCAGAUGACAUUGUCUUUUUAGCUCUUAAAACUAGUGCUGCGAUGGGAUACCUAGCUCCAGAGUAUGUUACCACAGGCCAUUUUACUGAAAAGAGUGACGUAUUUGCAUUUGGAGUGAUCAUCCUCCAAAUUCUCUCCAGUAGACUACUGCUCAGCAGCUCUAUGCGAGUGGCAGCCGAAUCAGGUAUAUUUGAAAAUUUCAUCGAUAAGAAUCUGAAGGGUAAUUUUUCAGAGUCAGAGGCAGCUAUGUUGGGGAAAAUUGCACUGGCUUGCACCCAGGAGCUUCCUGAAAACAGACCUAGCAUGGAAGCGGUAGUUGAGGAGUUAACAAUUGGAACCGCAGCACCAGUGAUGGCCACAUUUUUAUUCCGCUGUUGAUGCAUCAGGGAGAUGGACCUCACUGAAAGGAGGAGCUCUUGCUAAUUGUUUUUCUUUAUAUCUAGAGCCCACAAUGGUUCUAAGGCUUACUGUGAGCUUUAAAAGUUGUUGACUUCUUGUAAAUUGAGUUGCUCCACUGAAAAUUCGUGGCGGAUAAAGUCCUCUUGUGUAGUAUUUAUUAAAUGUAAUAACUUUACCUCUGACUUGGUGAAA